GACAAAUCGAACACCAAUGUUCAUCAAAACAAAGCCAACCUCGUACAAUUGAUUAACGUUUUCAAUAUUAACCUCGUACAAUGGCUGGCUCUGAUCCCCACAAAAUGAUAGCCCAAGCUGAUAACUUAACAACCCUCAGUAUCACAAGGUGGACUGCAGAUUGGAGUAGUGCUACUUCCCUUUAUGAACAGGCUGCUAAUCGAUUUAGAGUUGCCAAGGACUAUGAGAGAUCAAAAGCAGCAUAUGAGAAAGCUUCCAAGGGACAAGAGAUGCUUGCUUCCCCUUGGGAUGCAGCUAAGCACAUGGAAUCAGCUGCUAAUAUGGCAAAGGAACUCAGAAACUGGAGAGAAGUUGUGAGCUUCUCUCGAAGGGCGUCGGAAUUGUACAUUGAGUGUGGGAGGCCACAGCCUGCAUCAGAUGCUCUUGCAAAGGGAGCCCGUGCUUUGGAAGAAACUAUGCCUGAAGAAGCUAUUCAGCUAUAUACUGAUGCCAUUACAAUUCUUGAGGAAGAUGGAGGAGGACAAAUGACCUUUGAUCUGUAUCGUUCUGCUACUGCUGUUUAUAUAAAACUUGAGAAGUAUUUGGACGCUGCGCCUCUCCAAUUGAAGUUUGGCUUAGCAGCUUCCAAGUGUAAUGCUACCAAUAGCCAGUGCAAGGCAUAUCUUAGUGCAAUUAUUAUCUACCUUUAUACUAAUGACUACAAGCAAGCAGAGAUGUGUUAUAAUGACUGCUCUCAGAUUGAUGCUUUUUGCAAAAGUGACCAGAAUCGCUGUGCUAGCAAUCUCCUUGCUGCAUACUCAGAUGGAGACAUUGAAGAAAUCAAACAUAUCGCCCAAUCAAGCAGCAUUUCAAAUCUUGACCACUCGAUCAUUAGGCUAGCAAGGAAACUGCCAACAGGAGAUGUGAGUGCAUUGAAGGGUAACACUGCCAGACAGGAAGACCAGCCUCUGGAUGAAAAUGACCUCACUUAACAAUUCUCCGGGCCACAUUUCUUUUAUUAAUUUUUCGUUUCUGACGUAUCAUAAGAAUAUUUUGAUCUUAAGAACAAUGAAACUUCAAAAGAGGCUUGGUGUACCAAGUGUUCAAUCUUAUUCAAACUUUAGCAGGAAAAGAAAUUUCACUUUGAUAGACACUCUGACUAUAGUAUUAAACAAUGUAAAGGUGACAAAAAUUGUGAAUGCUAUGCUUUAUAAGCAUGUCUUGGUAUACUAGGCCCUGUAGGAGAACAAUACUGAAAUAUGAACUUA
Arachis duranensis is the source of this 1247-nucleotide messenger RNA. RefSeq names its product gamma-soluble NSF attachment protein. The coding region runs from base 81 to 971 and encodes 296 amino acids. The record is from RefSeq and is a predicted model, not a curated record. The transcript has 9 exons. Gene Ontology annotation, biological process: intracellular protein transport. Gene Ontology annotation, molecular function: soluble NSF attachment protein activity; syntaxin binding. NCBI's taxonomy places the organism in Eukaryota, Viridiplantae, Streptophyta, Magnoliopsida, Fabales, Fabaceae. Gene Ontology annotation, cellular component: vacuolar membrane; SNARE complex.